UUGGUUGCACCCAGCACCCUUGCCUCACAAAAUAUGCAGACUGCCCUUGCCCUCCAGCUGGUUCAUCACCUGGCUGCUGCUCUGAUCCUUCUAGCGUUAAUUCCUGUCAGGGGUUAUACCCCGCCAGCUGCGAGCAUGACUCUCAACGGAGGAGGACUGCUAGCGUCGUUCUCUUUCACGCGCCGUCGUCCAUCGGUGGUCGGUCUUAUCGGCGGCAUUGCCUCUGGCAAGAGCACCGUUUCGAAGGCCCUAGGCACGGCGUGCGGGCUGGCGGUGAUCGACGCCGACAAGCUGGGGCACGAGAGCUACCAGCCAGGCACCCGCUGCUUCGGCAAGCUGGUGGACGCGUUCGGGGAAAAGAUCAUUGCCGGGGAUGGCACAAUCGACCGCCGUGCGCUUGGACAGGCGGUGUUCGGAAACCCUUCCAACAUGGCCAGGCUGCAAGGCAUCGUUUGGCCAGAGAUCCGCCUCCUAGCGGAGGCGAGGAUCGAGGGGCUGGGCAGGGAGGGCGCCGAGUCCGUGGUUCUCGAGGCCGCCGUGCUUCUAGAGGCCGGGUGGGACGAUCUCUGUGACGAGCUGUGGGUCGUCCAGGUGCCCCCGGAAGUGGCGCGGGCGCGAUUGAUGAAACGCAACGGGUUCGACGAGGCGGAGGCCGACAAGAGGAUAGCCUCGCAGCCCAUGACCAACCAAGAGAGAGCGGCCCGUGCGACAGUGGUGCUCUCCAACGAGGGCACGGAGGAGGACUUGGUGGCGAAGGCAGGUGAAGGAAACUUGGGUUUCGAGGAGUGGGGUCCUGCAGAGCCGACGAAGACGGCGGUCUCUGACUUUCUUGGGCGUGUCAACCGUUGCCGGGGCGGCAGUUCUCGCGGCCGUCUCUGUAGGUCUCAAGCGCGGCAGGGCUUUGAGAUGAGGGUGUGGGGCGGGAGGGAUACGGCGAAAACGCAUGGGGGACGUGGGCUGUGAAACGUCGUCGUCUGUUGGCCUUGUUACCAUGUACUUCGUGUUUUUAUUUUUAGAAAGCCUUGUCGACGGUUGAUUUUCUAACCCGCUGGGAUACGUAGGUAUGAAGAUUGAUCGAGGGCUUGCCUGCCGUGAAGAGGUUGUGCAAGAACAAUCUCCCGGUGUGUGUAGGGAGGAGGGGUAUCCCAUGGCUUCAUGUCAAGUCCUGAGUCGUGGCGGUCAAGAUGGAAUAUUUUGCGGAGAGGGUGCUGCUCUCAGCACACGCCCAUUCCAUAUCCAUCAAAGAAACAGUAAAAAGCUGUGUGUCGGGGGCGCGUCUUCUUUUGGAGGCACGUCACUACUGUGAUGUCGCUAGGUCCUGCGUAGGGGUGUGUGUGUUCUCAUGUAAGCGCAUGCUGUAGUCGGUAGAUGAUAGACCUCGCAUUCCUACGGCACCGGGACGGAGCGACAUGCCGGUUUUCGCCGGCCCAGGCUACCUCUCUUGAGGAUGAACCAGAAGCUGAUCAUCAUCCUUGCGUUUGCUGU
Ectocarpus sp. CCAP 1310/34 is the source of this 1485-nucleotide messenger RNA. The record is from the annotation of a GenBank genome assembly. NCBI's taxonomy places the organism in Eukaryota, Phaeophyceae, Ectocarpales, Ectocarpaceae.